Messenger RNA from Columba livia (rock pigeon), 2986 nucleotides. RefSeq names its product exocyst complex component 1 like (gene EXOC1L). The transcript has 3 exons. The record is from RefSeq and is a predicted model, not a curated record. The coding region runs from base 339 to 854 and encodes 171 amino acids. NCBI's taxonomy places the organism in Eukaryota, Metazoa, Chordata, Aves, Columbiformes, Columbidae.
CACCCGCAGGGCAGCAGGGCCAGCACCGACCGUCUGCCCCCGGCACGUCCCACCGGGGAGGGGGUGGGCGGGCACGCGUGGGGCGGGGAGAUCCGCCGCCCGGCCUCUUUCCGCACCGGCGGCCGGAGCCUUAACGGCGGCUGGUCCCGGCGGCGCAGGGGCUGGCCGAGGGGAGCGGGACCCCGUCGGGGGCCGCUGCCAGCGAUGCCUCCCUCGCGCCCGGGGCGCAGCCUCCGCCGCGCUCCCCCGCGGGUGUCCAGCGCGGCGCGGCGGCUGUGGGGAGCGCGGGGCCGGUACCCGCCGCUGAGCAGCUCCGCGGGGCGGGGGGAAGGAGGGCGAUGUCCUCUUUGGUGAAGGAGGACCUGGCGAAGAAGCUGUUCGGCCCCCGGCGGCAAAGGCUGCACGAGUUCAUCGAGGUGGAGGGCUCGGGCGUGGAGCGCUGCUACCUGUGCGCCGCAGUGACUAGAAGUGAAGAAAUAGAAAUAUGUAUGGUUAAACACUGGCGAGUGGAUCGAGAGGAGAAAUAUGAAAUAGUUGAAAAGUGGUUUUUGAAAGAUCUGGAGAUGAUUGAUGGAAAAGAAGCAGAUACUGACAAUCCAUAUUUUGACAUGCACUUCCACAAAGUCUACAAUCUGGAAGCCUAUAGUUGUGCAUCUAAAUAUACCUUUGUUCGAACGCUAAACAAACUGAAUGAAAUGUACCUUAAGAAGGAUUUGAAGAUUGUGAACUUUGAUGACACCUACCUAAAUGAUGAUUCAAUCUGGUCAUCCAACAAUAGGGAUUGCUUAGUACUUAUGAGGAUAUGUUUCUAUGCUUCCAACCUUCUAUGUCUCUCCCUGUGCCCUUUGUCCUAAAGAUGCAUUUUCUAACAUUAAGGUGACCGGUUGACUUUCACUGACCAGCAUUUCAUAAAUCAUCUGAUCAAAAAGACAGUGAUAUGCAGUAUCUGCUUUUUAAUUUUACAUACACAUAAAAAAUGGAACAUACUUUUUAUAUAAACAAUUGACCGUUCAUUUAUAUAUAUUAGAAAGGCCUCACUCUGGCAAAUACUUAUACAUAUAUGAGACUUUCAACACAGGACCAAUAACUCUUAUGGUCAGCGGUGAUUGCUGACGUAAGUAGAGCUCAGCAUUUGGUCAUAUGUUCAUGGAGGUAUAAAUUAUCUUUCAUUUAUAGCUGGAAGUAUUUUUAAAGUAUCAAGAGCAUUAACAGUUAAUUUUUAUAUCCUAAAAGUAGAAAAAAUAAAGCAACCAAAUGAGGUCUGUACCAGAAUGAUGCACAUUUCCAUUUUAACUCCAUUAAAGAGAUCACACCUAAAAUACAUUAAUACAAGAAUCAAAUCCUCAUCCUGAUGAAUCAGAGUUUUGCAUUUAUGUACCAUGGGACCAAUUUUUCACCUAUGCAGUUAUAAUUAUUUUUGCCUCAGAAUAUGUAGUACUCCCUUUGGCCUUUCCACUAUUUGUGGUACGGUCUUAGAGACAGAAAAUUAAUGUUCUUAAGCAGAAUUGCUUUAUUUAUCAGACCUUUCAGAAUUUUUUUCUCCUAUAUCAUUAACAUCUUCUUUCUUGCACUUUAUUGUUUAUGUAGAUGAACAGGCCCGGUUAGGGAACAGAAGUUGUUUGUUUGCCUUUUCUCUACCUCUGGACCAAGAGUUAACAAAACACUAUGUAAACAGCAGGUUUUGGCUACUAUGAUUACUUAGUAGGUGCAUGAUAGACUUCUCAAAAUCCAUAGAAUUAUGAGAACAAUUUUCACCGGUCUCUCUCUAUCUGUUAGCAUGUUCAGUGUAGUAUUUAAAUGUGUAUUAGUACUUUGAGUUCUCUUUAACAUGGGGUGGAAUCUACUGAGUGAUCUGGAAGGUCCCACCUAUAACAAAAAAUAACGGCUGGACUUGUGACAGAAUUAAAUUACAGCAGAAACAGAGGAUGAAUAAAAGCUGUGCUGACGAAGAGCUGAAGAGGAACAACACUGACAAUAAGAAGCAUUGUGACAUUGCCCAGUGUCAGUCAGCUAAGAUACCUGGCUGCUCUUCCCAAAGUCAGUAGACAAAUGCCAACCUGAAAGAUGAGUAGAAGCUUCUGCUCAGAACAUCCCGCAGGAGAAAAUGUCCUUUCCCUUUUGGCAGCCGAGAGAAUACAGAGAGACUAACUGUGGGACUAACCCAGCUACAUACCUAACGCUGGUCAAUGGAAACAGCUCCUAGGAAAUCACAAGUUGGUUACUGCCUCUCUUAGUGCCUGGCACCUGUAAAAUGGGAUGGUCACACAAGGGUCCUGUGAUUUGUACUUCACUGAUGUCUUUCAUAGGGACUCCCACCUUUGAAAACAUUUGUGUAAAUGUACUUUGGAUUCAAAAUGGAAAUAACACCAAAUAAAGGUGAAUAUAUUUGAAAAACUGUAUAAAAUGUACAGUUUUCUACUUUAAUUUUUAAAUGUUACCCUAUUGCUUGUAUAUAGGAAAGGCCAUACCUUUUGAUUAUCUAACCUGCAGAAGUUAUAUAUUUAUUCUAGAUAUACGUUCUAAAUUACAUACAUUCUAACCCAAAUCUUAAUAGUUGCAUACACUUUGACAGUUGUAAAGGCAGUUUAUGUGGGCAAUUCAAAUUUUCUGGAAAUAGGUAGGUCUUAAAUCUUACAUUUGCCACCUAAAUACUGUUAGAGAGACAAGGAUUGUAUUUAUAGUAAUUGUUUAUGAAAUGCACUUGUUCUUUUCAGAAAGAAACUGGGAUAAUCCAGUCCAAAUAUGUGUCUUGUAACAUUUGAUCCACAGCUACAAUAAGUAUUUGCCCAAUAUCUGGGUUCCACAAAAUCACCUUCAGUAGCAAGUGUAAUUCAGACUACUGUCACCUAUGACAUAUUGUCUUGUUUGGAGUGUGUAUUAAUUGUAGUGGUCACAAUGUUUUCUGUAAUGUUUACAAAUUAUUUGCUUAAUAGGCACAAGAAAACAUUUUUCUGCGUGGAAAAUCUCCCAUAAUUCAUCUUGUAAU